Messenger RNA from Temnothorax curvispinosus, 1130 nucleotides. RefSeq names its product 28S ribosomal protein S2, mitochondrial (gene mRpS2). NCBI's taxonomy places the organism in Eukaryota, Metazoa, Arthropoda, Insecta, Hymenoptera, Formicidae. The record is from RefSeq and is a predicted model, not a curated record. Gene Ontology annotation, cellular component: ribosome; mitochondrial small ribosomal subunit. The coding region runs from base 249 to 1058 and encodes 269 amino acids. The transcript is spliced from 3 exons. Gene Ontology annotation, molecular function: structural constituent of ribosome. Gene Ontology annotation, biological process: translation.
GGGAUGGCCUCUCUCAGGUUUCUCUCUGAUAUUCACAGAAACUUAAUUCGUCCUACAAGCUUCGCCUCUUUAUAUUCUAUUUUCCUUGUUUUGAGCAGUUUUGAGUUCCCCUCUUUGUACUCCACUUUCCAUGCGGUGAGCUACAUAACCUCUGCUGACUUAUUUGUCAAUAUAAUUGUCGUUGUUUUUCGUCUAGUGUUGAAUUAAAGUAUACAGGUGAAGGAACGAAAAUAGCGUCGACGUACACAAUGUCCAUACUCGCGAGGCGAAUACUCUCAUCCAACUUCUCGAGAGAGUGGCAAUGUUUGCGACCUGUCAUCUGUAAUACCUCUCUACAACGAUGUCAGCUAUCGACUCAGACUCAACCGAGUACAGAGAAAUCCGAUCUAUCUGAUGUCUCAGAAGGCUCAGAGGUCACGACGUUAGAUCCGCUGACACAUCCAGACUUCUUCCAAGUGCACAAGCUGUUCACCGUGAAGGAUCUGUACGACGCGAGAGUGCACUUCGGCCACAAGGAGACCGCGUUGAACGAACACAUGGAGACAUUUGUAUUCGGCUCCAGAUUGGGACACCUGAUAAUCGAUUUAGACCAAACCGCUGAAUUGUUGAGACAGGCGUUGAACUUCACUGCCCAUAUCGCUUUCAGGGGCGGCAUUAUCCUGUUCAUCUCGCGCAAUCCUCAGGUCACGCAUUUAGUGGACAAGACGGCUAAGGAAUGUAAGGAAUUUUCGCAGACGAGAUUCUGGCGGCACGGGUUGUUCCCCAAUUCGAGAAAUCAGUUCAAGGCAACGACGCGAUUGCCGGAUCUGUGCAUCUUUCUUAGUACUCUCGACACCGUCAUGUCCGAGCACACGGCGGUGAGACACGCGGCGAAGAUGUGCAUACCCAGCGUCGGCAUAGUCGACACUAACUGCAAUCCGAAUCUUAUAACAUAUCCCGUGCCCGGAAACGACGAUUCUCCGUCUGCCGUCAAGCUCUAUUGUUCGUUAUUCAAAGAAGCUAUUCUGAGAGGGAAAAGGGCUAGAGAACGGCUGAUGCAAUAUGAGGAAUCGACGUAAAUCUGAUAAAUAAUUCGUGGCUAAGCAAAUAUGUAUAAAUGUACACGUAAAAAAUAUAGCAGAUGAAAUACA